AUGAUCAUCGACGGUAUCAAGUUCACGUGCGAGACCUGCUUGAGGGUCAGUGCGCUCGCCUUCCUCUCUGUCUCCGCUGCGUGCUGUCCGCCGUCCGGGCCGCGUCGUCGUGUUCGCUGAACGGCGGCACGAUCCGCGCGGCGACUCGCUUGCGUGCGGAGCUAGUGGGUUUGGGUCGCAUGGGGGGCGGUAACUGACGAUCCAGUUCCCGCUGCAUCAUCUACAGGGGCACCGCAGUGCCAAUUGUCCAGAGGCCCACGGCGAUCGUCCGCUCACCGAGGUCAAGAGUACGUCCAGCUCUUGGGCCCUCUCCCGGAUGCGACCUCGCGCCGGCCACGAGCUGCCACGAGGCGCGCAAGCUGACGCUCGCGUGGGCUCCUUUCUACCAUCAGAGAAAGGUCGACCCAAGACGCAAUGCUCCAUAUGUCAGCGCCAUCGCCAGGAAACCAACACUCAUAUGAAGUGCCACUGUUCUGGCGAGGGCAAGUUCGAUGGGGCCCAUGAGCAUGAUUCAUAUCCCACCGCUUGGACUGACCACGGUACGACGUUCUGCCGAAUCUGCAUCACAGAACGCCUUCCGCCCAUUACUCUACCGAAUGGAGCAACAGAACUGCUCAACAACCCUUCCUUCUCGCUGUUGAGGCGCAACCCAUCCCAAGUCUCGUCAAGCUCUUCCACGCGUUCAUCGGCCUCCUCGACGGAUAACCCACACGAUACGAGCACCCUUGGGCGCAAGAAGAGCGUCUCGGGCAGUCGCAAGAAGGACUCGACCGCCGCGAGCAAGCCCCACAACUUGGCCCAUGGACAUGAAGCCACGACGACUCACGUAGCCCAUACCUACUCGCCGUACCCCGUCGUAGGAUGGCACCCACCGCACGGUCACUCUGCCUCAACGCGCGCCUCCUCUUCAGCCUCCUCUGCUUCUUCGCGCAAACCUUCCCCUUCGACGAGGGCCGAAUCAAUCUCACCGCAGCCCGCAGUCUCACCGCACGACAUAAAGCCGUCCCCGAGCGAGCUCUUUCCUCAGCAAAGUCAAGUGUACAUUCCCGCGCCUGCGCAUAUCGCCCGCGAUGCUCCUAAUUUGGAGCCGAAAGCCGAAGAGGACACUUCCGAUGCCGCGGUCGAACGGAUCCUUGCCUCGCUCGACCCAAGUUUUUGGCAUCUGGCAGACAGCCCACAGGUGCCUGGACCGCCCCCGCAGGAGAAUGCGAUCGCCUACACUCCAACGUCUACGAAACCCCCGAGCCACGCAUGGCAGAUGCCCCUCAGCGUUGAAGAGCUGCAGAACUGGGACUUGAUGGGUGCAGGUACACACGUCACGCCCGACCCGUCGGUGAUCGCCAACCCCAACGUUAUCAGUAGCGAGAACGGCUCACACCCCCACUCCGCCUUCGGCAGCGUGAAUGCGCCCUUUCAGGUGCCCUCGAGUUCUUGGCCCUCGUCAGCUUCGUCGUCAGUUGGAGGCAAUGGGAGCGUCGUAUCUUCUCCUUCUCAAGACCGACCGGUUUGGCCCGCUCUCGAGCUCGUGCCGACGUUUGACACGGAGGCUCAGAUCGAUCGAUGGCGCCAAGUGACCGAUUUCGAAGCCAACGACUUUGUGGAUCCUCAACAGGGGCUCAUCGAGCGAACCACUUCGUUCGAGAUCCCAUCCAAUAUGGAAGCCCUGUCAGGCCCACCAUUCUCAGUCGCCGAUGCUUGGACGACGACCCCACUCACACAAGCUUCGGUCACGUUCGCCGAUGCACCCGUCCUGUCCACCCGAGCGUCGUUCGAGGAGACGCUUUCGAACCAGAACUUGGGUGGCUUUGACGAAUCUAGCUCCUCCCUCCGCAUGGAUGACCGCUGCGAGACCAUCACACCUUUGUUCUACGAAGUUGCGGAUCCCUACGCUUUCAACUUUGAUGGCUCUGCAGGUGGCACCGGCUCGAUCUACGGUCGCGAUCCGCACCCUUCAACCUCGAGCGGAGGCUAUCGCCACGAGCACGACGAGGACUUUUCCUACCCUUCCAGCGCAUCGUCGACUUUCUCCUCCGCCGCGUCCUCCAAAGCCGCUUCGUCGGUCGAUCCCUCAGACGAUUACUCGACGGCUUUCAACGAUUUCGACGCUUCGACCCCCUUCAGCACUGAACAUGAAGCACGAUCGAAUCUCGAGAUUGCGUUGAGCGAAUUCACGUUGGGGAGAGGAGGGGAAGGAGCGAGGAACCAGCAGUUCGAUCAUGAUUUCGCGGCGAGGUCGGCGAGUGUGGCGGCGGAGAUUGCGGCGAGGCAGAAGGAGAUGGAAGCGCUUGAUCAGGAGGACGGGUCGGAGGAUGAGGAAGAUGGAGAGGGGGAAGAAGAGGAAGACGAUGACGAGGAAGAUGAAGAGGAUGAAGAUGAAGAGGAUGAAGACGAAGACGGGGAGAAGGAUGAAGAAGAGGAUGGAAUUGAGGAAGAAGACGAGGCGGAAGAGGAAAUCGAGGAAGAUCGACAAGAGAAGGAGGCGGCGCGUCAAUGGCGCGCUUAUCGCGAAGAAGCCGAGGAAGCGGUGAUUAUGCUCAACGAAGAUGGCGACGAGUUCACUGAACCACCGCUGGACGAUGAUUCACUGAAACUUGGCGGGAUCGAUGUUUCCGUCGACGGGGGGCUGGAACCGGCGCGAUCAAGGAUGAUGAUCGUCUCAGGGGGGCAUUUAGCAUUUGAUGAUGUACACCAUACCAUAUCUCUUCAGAAUAGAUGUUGUCGUUCCCGAGCCAUUACUUGCCAAUUGCUUGAGCUGUAA
Messenger RNA from Microbotryum saponariae, 2758 nucleotides. Lineage: Eukaryota; Fungi; Basidiomycota; Microbotryomycetes; Microbotryales; Microbotryaceae. The record is from the annotation of a GenBank genome assembly.